Lucilia cuprina (Australian sheep blowfly) is the source of this 3984-nucleotide messenger RNA. RefSeq names its product protein tramtrack, beta isoform (gene ttk). The record is from RefSeq and is a predicted model, not a curated record. Bases 990 to 3590 code for a protein of 866 amino acids. The transcript is spliced from 5 exons. Gene Ontology annotation, biological process: regulation of transcription by RNA polymerase II. NCBI's taxonomy places the organism in Eukaryota, Metazoa, Arthropoda, Insecta, Diptera, Calliphoridae. Gene Ontology annotation, molecular function: protein binding. Gene Ontology annotation, cellular component: nucleus.
AUUCUACUACAGUUUGGAAAGAAGAAAAAGAAAAAAAAAACAUAAAAUGUAAAACUGAAAAAUAUAAAAUAAAAAAAAUGAAUAAAAUAAUAAUGAAAUGAAAAUAAAAAUCGGUAAAGAAAUCAAAUUGUUUUGUGUGAAAUGGGGAAUAUGACAACGAAUGGAUGGAUGGCUUUGGUUGGGUUGGAUACUGUUUUUAAAACUGAGGCUGCUGUUACUGAUGUUUGUAGUUGUUGCUUGUUUUUUUUCUAUAUGGUGGUUGAUUUUUAUAAUGAUGUUGGUGUAUUUGGAAUAGAUAGUGUUGUUGUUUGUAUGUUUUUUAUUAGUAGUUUUUUUAAGAGGAUUUACACUUUGCUCUAAUGUAGAGUGGUGGAUUGUAGGACGGCCAGCAACAACAACAACGACACAAACUAAACGACAUUAGGCAAAGUGGAAAGAAAUACAAAAAGAAAAAAAAACAACUCAACUUGUACACGACGACAAAAUAAUAAAAAAAAACAACGUUGACGAUGAUGAUGACGAACAAGAAGAAGAGACGAAUCCACCAGUACAACAAAUAAAGCAACGAUUUGUUUUUGGCCUACGCGAUCAAUGAGGAGCAAGAGGACUGCUCAGUCGUGGUAGCAGUGUCGUAAAUAAGAGAUCGUCGUCGUUUUGUAUUUUUUUAUAUAUAUAAUUUAAAGGCGAACGGAAAAAGUUAAUAAUACAAAAUAAAAUUUAUAUUUUAAGAAAAAAUAAACAGAAAAACAAGUGUUAAAUGAAAAUUAAAUAAAAUUUUAUAAAAGAAUUUUAAACAAAAAUAUAAAAUUAAAAAAAAGAGUUGUUGAAAAUUAUGUUAAAACUUUAACAACAAAAAAGUUUGGAAAAUUGUAAACAACAACAACAUUUAUACGUCAGGAUUAAUAAUCUUCUAACUUAAAAUAAUUUAUUACUACAUAUCUAAAGUUUUAAGUUGUUUUGUUAAAACAAACAACUAAAACGGCUUACAAAUGAAGAUGGCUUCACAGAGAUUUUGUUUACGAUGGAACAACCAUCAGAGUAAUCUUUUAUCGGUUUUCGAUCAGCUGCUGCAUGCAGAAACUUUUACCGAUGUCACAUUGGCCGUUGAUGGUCAAUAUCUUAAAGCACACAAAAUGGUCCUCUCUGCCUGCAGUCCCUAUUUUAAUGCUUUAUUCCUCAAUCAUCCCGAAAAACAUCCAAUUGUUAUAUUAAAAGAUGUUCCAUAUGCCGAUAUGAAAUCACUAUUGGAUUUCAUGUAUCGCGGUGAGGUGUCCGUUGAUCAGGAACGUCUUACCGCCUUUUUACGGGUAGCCGAAAGUUUACGCAUUAAAGGCUUAACAGAGGUUAACGAUGAUAAGCCCACAAAUUCGGAACCCACACCCCAGCCUCCGCAAUUGCAACGUAUACAACCGUAUAUGGUGCAACAGCAGCAACAGCGUCAUAAAUCCCAUCAAACAUCAGCAAUGAAUAGCAGUAGUCAUAGUGGACAAAAUUCAUCAUCACAACAGCAUUUACAGCAACAACAGCAACAGCAAACAUUGCUUAGCUCUGCCCUGGCAUCAAUGCCUAAGAGAAAACGUGGCAGGCCACGUAAACUAUCGGGCAGUGAUGAUGGUGAUUACGAUGAAUUCGAUGGUGAAAUGGGUGAUGGUAAAAUGUGCAAUGAUUCUUAUUCCGGCAAUGAUGAUGGUUCCGAUGAUAAUCAAAGAGAUUCUGGCAAUAAUGAUGAUUUAAAUGAAAGUCGCGAUUCUGUCUCACCCUCUAAGAAAUCAAAACAACAACAACAAAUGAAGGAUAUUAGAAAUCAACAGCAACAAGAAGACAACAGCACUUCCGUACAUCUUAUUACCAGUACUCCGGAAUUGUCACAACGAUUAUUUGGUGUCAAUAAAAACAACUUUAACAAUACCACCACAAUACCCAUAACCACAACAACUGCAUCCACAAAUAACAACAGCAACAGUACAUUGAUAUCACUACAAGCUCCCACACAAAAUACAACAGCAACAAAAUCCGCAGCUAUAGAAUUCAAUGAAGCCUUAACAGCACAUUUGCCCACCGUAUUAGGUUUGAAAAUUAAAAGUAAUUUACAACAAAAUGUUACAACAACAGCUGGACAACAACAACAGCAGCAGCAGCAACAACAAGCUCAACAGCAGCAACAAACAUCUACAGUGCCAAUUAAUACUAAUCCCAACUCGUUAUUAAAACAACAAUUACGAGCCGGACUUAAAGAAUUAAUCGAUGUUACCAUAACAAAUGCCACCAACACCACCAAUACUUUGAGUCAAACUAACGCUCCCAACGCUAACUCCAAUACCAAUGUCAGCCAUUUGGAAACUCAAGAGGCCUGCUCAGCCUUACAAUCUCUGGCCAAUGUAGCUGAACGUCAGGCUCAAAAUAACAUACAACCACCAUCGGCCAAUAAUUUACAUCAUCAAUUCCUUUUACAUAUGGCAGCAAAUCCUAUACUUAAAUCCAGUGGAGAAUUUUUUCAACAACAAAACGCCUUGUUGAUGAGGGAGGAGGAACAUAAUUUGGAUUUGUUAAUGGAUCAAAGUGACAAAUCCGAUCCGGAAAUGUUAACAUUGGCCGAUGAAAAUGCCGGUUUAGAUUAUAGCACUGGCAAUGAAACCGGUGGUGGUAAUCAAACAGGCAGCAAUGAACAGUUGGAUACAUCAACCAACUCGGGAAGCAAUAAUAAUAACGAUGGUUCGAAUAAUACAACACCACGUGCUAAAAAUUCUUCCGGCAAACCUGUACAGCGCAGGCGCAUAAGACGUAAAGCUCAAUCUUCUAUAGACGAUCAAGCUGAACAAUUGACUGAGAUGUCAGUUAGAGGUUUAGAUCUCUUCCGUUAUGCCAGUAUAAACGAGGGUGUCUAUCAGUGUACCGAAUGUGCCAAGGAAAAUAUGCAGAAAACCUUUAAAAACAAAUACAGUUUUCAACGUCAUGCCUUCCUUUAUCACGAAGGCAAACAUCGUAAAGUCUUCCCAUGUCCCUUGUGUGGCAAGGAAUUUUCUCGUCCUGAUAAAAUGAAAAAUCACAUGAAAAUGACUCAUGAAUCGUUUGUGGCCAAGGAAAUACAAAAUUUUAAUCCUUUAAAUUAUUUAAUAACGGCUGCUGGUGAAAUGCAAGCUUCCUUUACAACAACCAACACUACUAAUACACUAACGUCCAGCAAUGUGGUGUCGACACCACAGCCUUUAUUAAAUCAACUACAGGCCAAUAAUCCCGCUUUAAGUAUAAUGAUUAAUAAUAAUGAUAAUAAUGAGGAGACGGGACUUAAUUUAACGCAACAGCAGCAGCAACAGCAACAACAAGAAAAUCUUAAUGAUUUUAAUUUACACAAACCCUUGAAAUUUCCCACUGAUAUUGAAAUUAAAAAUGAAAUUGUAAUCUCACCUUCACCAUCCCCACCGCCAGUAACACAGCCACAAACUGUGUCAAAUAUUGGAAGUUUUAGCAGUAACAACACCUCUACUCCCAUUUCUUUAGCUGAAACACUAUCAAUGCUCAAAACUACGGUACAAACUACCAGCAGCAACGCCACACAAUUAAAUGCCCAGAGAUUGGAAGAGGUGAAAUAAGCAGUAUAGUUGAGAUUCACUGAAAAGGUUUUCCCUUACUGCAGUUGUGUAUUUUUAGCACAAUAACAACAAAAAGACUUGGUAAUUUUUUAAUUAAUUUAAUUAAUACUAUUUUUAAAGCAAUUAAUGAAAAUGAAACUUCACAAAACUGAAAAUAUUGCACAAUUUUUACUUAAGUUUAAUUUAAUUAUAUGAUAAUACCACAACACUUACUUAUUUUUAAGAUUUUAAUUAUAUUAAUUUAAUUUGGGAAUAAUAACACUGUGCUGUUCCAAUUUUAAAGUUUAAUACAAAUUGGUGUUGAAUAUUUACAUACAUACAUUAUUGGUUUAAACAUAGUUUAAUUUAAAUUUUGUGUGUUUUUAGGCCGAGUUUUUCAUUCUUUGGUUAAACC